Molecule: messenger RNA, 2077 nt
Organism: Spodoptera litura
Lineage: Eukaryota; Metazoa; Arthropoda; Insecta; Lepidoptera; Noctuidae
Product: alpha-tocopherol transfer protein
Cellular component (GO): membrane
Molecular function (GO): phosphatidylinositol bisphosphate binding
Source: RefSeq, a predicted model, not a curated record
UAGGCGCGCGCCGCAAUCUUCGGUCAGUCCUCGCCGAGCUUUGUGCGACGACGCUCGCAUCCGCCACCGUACACAGACGCUCCUAAAUAAAAACAUGACAUAAAACCCUUCGGAACUAAGUUCUAGUCACGCGAUAUAACUGCCACUACAAACGUGUCAAGGACCCCCGUGUGUAACUCAAGGGUCAACGUACAAAUCGAUCGCUAAGCUUUCAAGUUGUGGUAACCAUGCCGGCUGAAACAGAGGCCAGGAUCGUACUUCGAGAUGUUACACCAGAGAUAUCGCAGCACAUGCUCACAGACCUGGACAAGAUUCCAGGUGUGCAGCUUGGAGACUUUCUGCUGCAGUUCGAACUGGAUGAGCCUCGAGACUCAGUGCGGGAGAUUGCCAGAAAGGAAUUGAGGGAGACUCCAGAAAUUGUCAAACCGGCUGUCGAGGAACUUAAGAGACUGCUCGAAGAGGACAAAGAUAUGUCAGUGCCGAUGGAUAGUGAGGCUUGGCUCAUCAGGUUCCUGAGACCUUGCAAGUUCUACCCUGAGAGUGCCUACGACUUAAUCAAGCGUUACUACGGGUUCAAGUUGAAGCACUCGAAGCACUACGACGGCCUGGUCCCCAGCAAGGAGACCAACGUGUUCAUCCAGAACGUUCUCACUGUCCUCCCCACACGCGACCAGUACGGCCGGCGAGUUCUAGUACUUGAGUUAGGAAAGAAAUGGAAGCCGAACAAAUGUUCUCUGGACGAGGUGUUCAAGGGCUGCGUGCUGUUUCUGGAGGCCGCCAUGUUGGAACCAGAAACACAGAUCUGCGGAGCAGUCGUCAUAUUCGACAUGGACGGUCUAUCCAUGCAGCACGUGUGGCAGUUCACCCCCAGCUUUGCCAACAGAAUCGUCGACUGGCUACAGGAAGCUAUUCCACUCCGCAUCAAGGGGCUGUACAUCAUAAACCAGCCAUUUAUCUUCGAGAUGGUGUUCAAACUCUUCAAACCCUUCCUGAAGGAGAAACUUCGCUCCCGUAUCGUGUUCAUGGGCAGCGACAGGAAGAUGUUACAUGAGUACAUCAGCCCCAAAUGCUUGCCUGACAAGUACGGCGGCACCCUUAGCAUUCCAAGUGUUACUGGAGGACAAUGGCUGGAACUACUCCUCAUGUGUGAUAAAGAGUUUAGUGCGAUCAACUCGUAUGGAUACAAGAAGAAGUGAUAGUCGCUGGUCGAGGGUAACGUGGAUGAUAUUAUGCAAUGUGAUAUAAUGAAUACGCAUAUCGUGAUAAUGAUACUUACACUUAGGAUUAUAUGUACAAACCAUGAUUUAAGGCUUCAGCCAGCAUUUCCGUAUUUAUAAGAUGUAGAAAUAAAGUAAGGAAAUGUAAACUUAAUUUAAAAUUUAAUUUUUUUUUUUUGUAUUGGCUGAAAUUAUGAAUUUUUAUACAUAUAUUAUAAUAAUGCUUGUGCAUUUUGCAUAUGAGAUAUAAUAUUGUAUAGUUGGGUAUUUGGACCAAUCUCAAUUGAUUUUAAAUACGUAUUUAUAUGUAAUUUUAAUGUUUGUGUAUUUAUAUAUUUACGCUAAUUCCUGCCUAAAGGUUUUGAUGGGAGAAGAAUGAUUUUUUGUGGAUAUCGUGUCCACGUAAAAAUAUAUUGCUGUACUAACUUCCAACUUAUAAAAUGUAUUAUAACUAAAGCUAAAAGGAAUGUACUGUAACGAAAAGGAAAAAUUACAGGCUGUGAUAAAAAAUAUUUUUAAAAUUCUGUCUUUUAUAAUAGCUAUCGUGGGACAUACUGAAAUAACUCAAAAAACUAUUUACUCACGGAAAUAAAUUGAGAAAAGCUCUACUGAUUUCGAGUCACAGAUGUAAAAAUUCUGUUAUUUUUGUUCUUCUAUAAAAAUUAUAAAUAAAUUGGUUGCAAUAAAUAUAAUACCAAUUCUUUAUACUUAUAUUAUGCCAUACACGCAGAAAUAAUCCAUGACAAAUACCAUAUUAGAAAGAUAGUUAGCACAUAAGUAGAUAAAUGUAACAUUAUUGUUUCUGUAUAUAAAUAAAGGGUUAUUUGUAAUGUUAUGUAUAAGUAUGGUGAUCAAUGAUU